AACUUCCACUUGGGCCUAGACUCUGUCCCAAACCGGCCAUUUCAGAGACGUCUUUGAGUGCGGAGUUCGAAAUUGGGCUGUUUUCAACGAUCAUUAUGAUGAUCGUAGCACUUCCACUUCGUUCCUUAAGACGAACGCACUGCAAAAUGCUAAUGAUGUCGCGCGCUUUGUCUUCCACAUCAGGGAUAGCCAUAGAUAUCCGCCAACAAUUAUUGUCCGGAGUCAAGACCGCUAUGAAGACCAAGGAUUCAAUAACUUCCACAACGAUACGCUCCAUUCUCUCGGAAGUCUAUGCUGCUGACAAGUCAGCUGGUUCACCCGUGUCAUCCUCCGCUAUAACCGCGAUCCUACGAAAAGCUACCUUACGACGUCAUGAUUCUGCCAUUCAGUUUGUCAAUGCUUCCAGACCGGACUUGGCACAGAAAGAACAUCGCGAAGCAGACAUUCUUGCGGCUUUUUUACCCCCUUUGAUGUCGGAAGCGGAUAUCGACCGUGUUCUCAACGAGGUGAUUGCUGAAACAACACUCGAUGGGGAUUCCCGCAAAAUCCUUGGGCAAGUAUACAAGACCUUCUACUCUAAAGUAGAUAAAUCAAAGUGUAGACGCCAACACUGUAAAGCGUAAGGCUGAAGCGCUCCUGAUGAACGUUUAAAUAGGUACCAAUUAAAUAAACCAAGUAUGCA
Messenger RNA from Suillus subaureus, 682 nucleotides. RefSeq names its product Yqey-like protein-domain-containing protein. NCBI's taxonomy places the organism in Eukaryota, Fungi, Basidiomycota, Agaricomycetes, Boletales, Suillaceae. The record is from RefSeq and is a predicted model, not a curated record. Gene Ontology annotation, cellular component: mitochondrion. Gene Ontology annotation, molecular function: carbon-nitrogen ligase activity, with glutamine as amido-N-donor. Bases 96 to 623 code for a protein of 175 amino acids. The transcript is spliced from 5 exons.